AUGAUUACUAAAAAGAGAAGACCAAGGUCAAGGUGGUCUGAGCUCCCUACAGAACUACUAGAGUUGAUCAUGAAAAAGCUUACUUCUGUGGACAUCCUUCGCUUUGAAGCUGUCUGUUCUUGUUGGAAUCAAGCUGCAAAAUCUUAUAUCUCUGCCCCAUAUUUCACACUCGACAUGCCUCAAACCCCAUGGCUUAUGAUUCCUGGUGGUGAAGAAAAUCAUGUCCAUACUCGCCGCUUCUUCAACCUCGCAGAGUUCAAGUACUACACUAUCAAUAACGCGUUUGGAGAUAUUCCUGAUGCCUGGUGUGUCGGUUCAUCACAUGGGUGGCUGGUCCUUACGGAGGAGAAAGGAACUGCUUGUCUUUUAAAUCCGUUUUCUGGGGAUAGGAUUGAACUCCCAUCAAUAUGGACACUGCAUCCAGUCAUAAGCAAGGAUUAUAUCGCCAAAGCUGUCACCUCCUCCAAGCCACCAUCGUCGUCAUCCUCGUCUUCCAGCAUGGAGACGACGCAUGGACUGGCUUCGGUCAGAAGCGUACUGUCUAUCAUGACGGUAUGUUCCACAGUACUAGUGGUCAUUUUUUUGCAUUGGCAACCGAUUGCUCAGUUGAGGUCUGGGACUUGA
Molecule: messenger RNA, 624 nt
Organism: Rosa rugosa (rugosa rose)
Lineage: Eukaryota; Viridiplantae; Streptophyta; Magnoliopsida; Rosales; Rosaceae
Product: putative F-box protein At4g22660
Exons: 2
Coding region: 1-624 (207 amino acids)
Molecular function (GO): protein binding
Source: RefSeq, a predicted model, not a curated record